This is a messenger RNA of Prunus persica (peach), 1592 nucleotides long. RefSeq lists its product as uncharacterized. Lineage: Eukaryota; Viridiplantae; Streptophyta; Magnoliopsida; Rosales; Rosaceae. The coding region runs from base 249 to 1181 and encodes 310 amino acids. The record is from RefSeq and is a predicted model, not a curated record. The transcript is spliced from 9 exons.
GGCACUUUACAUGGGAUUCGAAUCGGUAAGGGGGAAGGGGAGGAGAGAAACUCUCAUGUAAAGGGCUAACUUAUCCACCCCUCGGUCACAACCUUUUUGAUUUUGGACGAAUUCUCUCACCACCUUAUCUCCAAUCAAAAUCCAGCAGCCCUCUGCUUCCCUCAUCAGUGCAUUGCAUUAGAUAUUCCUUAGCAAGAUAGUUUUGAUACCGUACACAGAAGCGGCCACAGACCACAGUCACAGGGAAAAUGGGGACCCUUCUCAGGGUUGAGUGCUUCUCCUUCCCAAGAACUCUCCCAAUCCGUAAUCGUUUACUUCCCAAUAGAAAUCCAUCUGUCUCAGCCCUAAGAACAAGCCCACCUCCUGUGAGUGAACUUGCAGAAGAGGACAUUCUGCAGGCGUUCUUUAAGGAAAGACAGUUGAAUGGAGACCUUGUAUCAAAAGUUUCAGAUGUGUUUUGGCAGAAGGAAUUUACGAAAUCUGUUGUUGAUGCUGAUGAUGUUGGCCGAUUUGCUGACACUCCUCAACAAGCAGAGCAGGUUGCAGAAAAUGAUACUGGUGGGUUUUUGAAAUUGUCAAGAACCAAUGAAUGGGUACUAGGUGACAUAUCUGCACCAAUAAAUAAAAAAGCCAUUGCUAAGGCCUUGCAGAAUGACAGUGAAAGAAGAAAGAAACUCAACCUUCUUCAAUAUGAAGCUCUGCAGAGGGAACUAAUGCUAUUAUCUGUUGGUAUUGGAACCGCAUGUACUGGGUAUUGUUUAAUAGCAUUAUCAUUCCAGGCUGCUGUCAGUUAUGCUACGGGAGUUAUUUUCAGUUGUUUGUACCUUAAACUCUUGUACCAGCAAGCAGACAAUAUAUCCAGAGAUGCAGUCCCUCAAAUUUUCAGGCAGAGGAAGACCAAGAAAAUUGGAAUAAGAAGUGAGGAUGUUGAGGAUUUUCUAGAGAAGUCAAUAAAGGGCUGUGGUAUUGCUCUUUCAUCUCCAAGGCUUGUAAUACCAGCAGCAAUAUAUGGAUUGUGGAUUCUGUCUCGUCAAUAUUUGGCCAGCGAUCUCUUUGAUUUCCAGCUUGUGCCAGCUAUGCUUGGGAUGUUUGUCUAUAAAGCUGCUGCUCUUUAUCAAGUUUAUAGAGAUAAUGAAGACUUACAGUUUAUCUUUCCAGAAAAUGAAGAAGGCUUGAAAUGACUGAAACAUUUGAUCUUUUGCAUUGUUCAUAAUUUAACAAGCAGAGUCAGAUGCCUCGCAGAAAUUUUGCCCCAUAAGGUUACAAAAGUAGCUUUCCUUCGUCAGUACCUGUAUUAUAUCCUGCAUGUAUGUAUAGUCAAACAAGAGAAGCAUCCUCAAGAUUGAGAUGAAGUAAUGUGGUCUGAGCUGAUGCCUGUUUGAUUGAUUGGUUCAGGUUAGUUUCUGAAAGUUAAGACUAGUAGCUACCUUAUCCCUGUAUCUCUAGUAAGAUCUGUUCAAAAGCUAGUGGUUCAUGGUUAAUGAGUUUAUCCUAAGGCAGGUGGCCUAAAACCUAUUUUACAGUUUACAACAAAUUGGCUGCUGUAAAACAUAGUUGACCAUUUUAAAAGAUUGGCAAUUUUGUUCUGAAGA